Messenger RNA from Penaeus vannamei (Pacific white shrimp), 585 nucleotides. NCBI's taxonomy places the organism in Eukaryota, Metazoa, Arthropoda, Malacostraca, Decapoda, Penaeidae. The record is from RefSeq and is a predicted model, not a curated record.
AGAUUUCAGGAGGAGAUGACGUCGUAUGCUACUAGAUCUCCAGGAGCUGUAUCUGAGCAUGAACGAAGGCUACAUGAAGAUGAACGAGGCUUGGUUUAAGGAGAGGGUAGACUACCUCAAUCUCUUUCGAGGACCGGAGUUGGAGCAGCCGGAGGCGCAGGAAGAGCUGGGUGGAGGAGAAGCGCAGGAAGGAAUGGAGGAGAAGGGGGAGAAGGAGGAGAGUGUGGGGGAUGAGGGAGAGGCGGAGGAAGUCGGGGAAAAGGAAGAAGGAGAAGCGGAGAAGGAGGAGGAAGAUGGGGGUGAAGGAGGAGGAAGAGGAGCAGGAGAAAGAGCAAGAGAAGGAAAAGAAGAGGAAGAGAGACGAAGAAGAGAAAAGGGAGAAGAAAAUGAGGAUGCCACUGCACGUACACAUCUCUCCACCAGUCUUGAGGGUUCGAAGAGCAACGAGAGAGACCGCAAGAAGACGCCCAACCUCUCGCCAGAUUACAUGCGAAUGGUCUAGCGCAGAUUGCAGAGGCGAGACGCAGAGAGUUGAGCGCAGGGUGAGACCGCAGCCUCGACGUGGCGCGCCGUUCCUCGUCCUUU